CAGAGCCUUACCAGCAGUGAUACCCACAGAGAUUUGCUUGUGAAUGAGAGUGAAGCUUUCUGCAUUUGGUUCUGAGCUGACUGACUGAUCGAAGGAAGCCGUCCAAAGGAGCAGCCCAUCUUUCCUUCUGAGUCCUCCCUUCCGGCCAUCACCUCAUAACGGGGAAAAGCAAUCUUCAAGGGCUCAAGACUUUUCUUCUAAAAUUGUUCAUCAGACAGAAGCAAUCUCCGCCAGUCAAGAAACCAGCCAAAGUGUUUCACCAUGGAUAUAGAUGAUGAAGAAAAUAUGAGUUCCAGCAGCGCCGAUGUCAAGGAAAACCGCAACCUGGACAACGUCCCGCCCAAAGACGGCGGCACCCAGAGUGCCGGGGAGGCGGCUCAGCUCACCAAUGGGGGAGGCGGUGGCGCCGGCAGGAAGCGGCCACUGGAGGAUGGCACCAACGGCCACCCCAAGUUCCGUCUGAAGAGGAGGAAGAAAAUCCCGGGGCCCAUUUUACCCAAGAAUGCCCUGAUGCAGCUCAAUGAGAUCAAGCCUGGCUUGCAGUACAAACUCCUCUCCCAGACGGGACCAGUGCAUGCCCCUGUCUUCGUCAUGGCCGUCGAGGUGAACGGACAGGCCUUUGAAGGCUCGGGCCCCACCAAGAAGAAAGCCAAGCUGCACGCUGCCGAGAAGGCCUUGCGCUCCUUCGUCCAGUUCCCCAAUGCGUCCGAGGCUCAUCUAGCCAUGGGCAGGACCCUCUCUGUCAAUACCGACUUUACGUCGGAUCAAGCCGACUUCCCCGACACCCUUUUCAAUGGAUUUGAGACCCCCAUUCAGGCGGACGCGCCCUUUUAUUUGGGUUCCAAUGGAGAUGGCAGCUUCAGUCCCAGUGCAGACUACAGCGUCUCAGUGUCUGCCGUCCCCAGCGCCCUGAUACAGUCACCCCUUCCCCUCCCCAUACCCUACCCGUCCGCGAGCGGCAAGAACCCCGUGAUGAUCUUGAACGAGCUGCGGCCCGGUCUCAAAUACGAGUUUCUCUCCGAGAGUGGCGAGAGCCACGCCAAGAAUUUCGUCAUGUCGGUGGCCGUGGAUGGCCACAGCUUCGAGGGGUCAGGGCGGAACAAGAAACUGGCCAAAGCCCGCGCCGCCCAGUCUGCUCUCGCCUGCCUCUUCCACAUGCAGCUGGACCAGACGCCGUCUCGGCAGCCCAUCCCCAAGGAGGGCCUCCAGCUGCAUCUGCCACAGGUUCUCGCCGAUUCCGUGGCCCGCCUGAUCGUGGAGAAGUUCAGUGAUUUGACGGACAACUUCACAUCCCCCCAUGCUCGGAGAAAAGUGCUUUCUGGCGUUGUCAUGACGACAGGCACGGAUGUCAAAGAUGCCCAGGUGAUAAGCGUCUCCACAGGAACCAAAUGCAUAAAUGGGGAGUACAUGAGUGACCGUGGCCUGGCCCUAAAUGACUGUCAUGCAGAAAUCAUAUCUCGGCGAUCCCUGAUUCGGUUCCUUUACACACAGCUUGAACUUUUCUUGAGCACGAGAGAAGACCAGCAGAGAUCAAUUUUCAUGAAAUCCCAGCGCGGAGGCUUCAAGCUGAAGGAGACCGUCCAGUUUCAUCUCUAUAUCAGCACCUCUCCGUGUGGAGACGCCAGGAUCUUCUCACCCCAUGAGGCGGCACAAGAUGAUCAGGCAGAUAGGCAUCCAAACCGGAAAGCAAGAGGACAGCUCCGGACCAAGAUCGAGUCCGGGGAGGGGACCAUUCCCGUGAGGUCAACAACAACCAUCCAGACCUGGGAUGGGGUGCUACAGGGUGAGCGGCUGCUCACUAUGUCCUGCAGUGACAAGAUUGCCAGGUGGAACGUGUUGGGCAUUCAGGGAUCCUUGCUGAGCCUCUUUGUGGAGCCCAUUUACUUCUCUAGCAUCAUCUUGGGGAGUUUAUACCACGGGGACCACCUUUCCAGAGCAGUGUACCAGCGGAUCUCAGACAUAGAAGAGCUUCCACCUCUGUAUACGCUCAACCGACCUUUACUUAGCGGAAUCAGCAACGCUGAAGCUCGACAACCAGGGAAAGCCCCAAACUUCAGUGUCAACUGGACGGUUGGGGACCCCAACCUGGAGAUCAUUAACGCCACCACUGGGAAGGAUGAGAUGGGCCGUGCAUCUCGACUCUGCAAACAAGCACUUUACAGUCGCUGGCUACGCAUCCAUGCCAAGCUCUCCUCCAACAUGCGCACCAAGGUCGGCAAACCCCACCUGUACCAUGAGUGCAAGCAAGGCGCCAUGGAGUACCAGUCUGCCAAAGAGUCACUCUUCAGGGCCUUCCUCAAAGCGGGCCUUGGAGCCUGGGUGGAAAAGCCCAUUGAGCAGGACCAGUUCUCUCUCAACUGCACACCCUGACCCGGGGGAUGGCACCUGGACACCCGGCCAUCACCUGGCGCCUCUGCCACAAGGAGCCCUCCUGCGCGUGCGCACGCCCUCCCACAAUCCCCUACACACACACUCCCACAACGGCACACACACACACACACACGCUCCCACAAGAGCACACAUAUGCAUACGUGCUCACACAACUGCACAUACCAGCACCCACACGUUCAGACAGCCACACACACAUACACACACACACACACACAUGUGCGCGCGUGCAUGCACGCAUACACCCUUUCUAGGAUUAACCAGCAACUGCUUUCAUUCCCUUUUCAUGUUUUGAAAAUCUAAUUGUUAGGUUGUUUCAUUUUAUGUUUGAGAACUUGGGUGUAAUUCUCUACAAAUCCAUCCGUCUUAGAGCCGCUACAGUGCAGACUGGGUCUAAUUUUCACAUCUCCACUUAAGUCAGACCCUGUCCUGGGUUUGCCCCAGCCCCGGCACUCCCCUCUCCCAUAUAAGGCAAUAUAGGUAGGUGCACAUACUCAACGUACAUGCUAGCAUUGGGGUUUUCACAGCAUUUUUAGGAUGUGGUUUGAAUUUUUCUAGAACUCAUCUACAAAAUCCAUUUCUGCUCCUUCAUAAGCUUUUUGUGAAUGAGAGAGGAUGUGCGUGAUGAGGCGGUGAAGCCAGAAGGAUUAACUGUGGAAAGCCUGCUCGUCCCUACCUCCUGGUCCUUUAAAAAACCAGCUGCCGAGGAACGCUCGGUCGUCGACGUGUGUAUCUAUUAGUCUGUGACCCGGUUCCAAGUACUUGUCCUUGCCCCACAUUUCCACACGGUGUAAAGUCUUCAUUUUUUUUUUUUUUACCAUUAUCAACUGGAAACCAAGUAGAGGUCAUUUGUAAGUUCCACAAUUCAGUCUGUAUAACACAGAAGAAGUUGACUCUUAGUAGCUGAUUUUUCCUCCGCCCCCUUCUCUCUAUAGUUAUAUAUAUAUAUAUAUAUAUAUAUAUAUA
This is a messenger RNA of Vombatus ursinus (common wombat), 3354 nucleotides long. RefSeq names its product adenosine deaminase RNA specific B1 (gene ADARB1). Lineage: Eukaryota; Metazoa; Chordata; Mammalia; Diprotodontia; Vombatidae. The transcript has 12 exons. The coding region runs from base 262 to 2370 and encodes 702 amino acids. The record is from RefSeq and is a predicted model, not a curated record. Gene Ontology annotation, biological process: adenosine to inosine editing; RNA processing. Gene Ontology annotation, molecular function: tRNA-specific adenosine deaminase activity; double-stranded RNA adenosine deaminase activity; double-stranded RNA binding. Gene Ontology annotation, cellular component: cytoplasm; nucleolus.